This is a messenger RNA of Staurois parvus, 282 nucleotides long. NCBI's taxonomy places the organism in Eukaryota, Metazoa, Chordata, Amphibia, Anura, Ranidae. The record is from the annotation of a GenBank genome assembly.
CUGAUAGGUGGCACUGAUUGGCACUGACAGGCGGCACUGACUGGCACUGACAGGUGGCACUGAUUGGCAGCACUGAUAGGUGGCACUGACUGGCAUUGAUAGGUGGCACUGAUGGGCACUGGAAGGUGGCAUGGAUGAGCAUAGAGCUGGCACUGAUGGACACUGACAGGUGGCGCUGCUGGGGCUACACAGAUCAUCAGGCCACACUGAUCAUCAGUGCUCUGCGGCAUUUCCGUUUACAUGUGAUCAGCUGUGAUUGGACACAGCUGAUCACAUGACUGA